Molecule: messenger RNA, 2499 nt
Organism: Nelumbo nucifera (sacred lotus)
Lineage: Eukaryota; Viridiplantae; Streptophyta; Magnoliopsida; Proteales; Nelumbonaceae
Molecular function (GO): nucleic acid binding
Source: RefSeq, a predicted model, not a curated record
GUCUCCGGAUGUCUCUCUGACAGUUUUCAGUUAUAAGCUCUGCAACUACAAGAUGCAAACGAGUGCGUAGAGUGAGGGAUUUGCCUUUGUCUCCUCUUGUCUGUCUUACAGUUUUUACAGUUUUUAGUUAUAAUCUGUGCGUGGCGUUUGAGGAUUCACUAAACUACGCCAUGGCUGGAGGCAACGGAAAGUUGAGCAAGAACAACAGUAGAAGAGGAGGCUCUGGUCGAACUCUCUUCGUUGAUGGAGGCUUCUUAUAUAAUGGGCAGAAGAAUCCUUCGCUCCCACGAUCUCCUCGAGGGAAAAUCUCUAGAGAGAAUGGGAAAUCUGCGUCGAAGUCUAGAAAAUCCGACAAGCAGAGGACUUCUGCUUCAAGGGACGGAGCUCGAAAACCGACUGGAAAUGCUUUUGGGUAUGAAUAUCCAGUUCUUGACGUUCAGGAGCUUCUGCGUUCGGAAUCGGGUGUUGAUGGGAAUACUAGAUCGCAUCCCAUUGUUUUACUUGAUUCCAUCGAGACCCAGGUUGCUGCUCAUGUAGAUGAAACACCUUGUGUCAAACCUUUUAAUGGAGAUACUACUUAUGAAUAUGGUUCGAGUUUCGUUCUGGGGGGAAGCUGUCACAGAGGGUUGGGAUUCAAUGAUGAGCUGGAGAAGACCCAAAAUGGAAUUUGGGCUUCUUCCGCCGGAGUAAAAGAAAGAGAAGGGUUUGAAUUCAAUUCAUCGUCUGCUGAAAAGGAAAGGAAACAAGGUGAAAAGAAUGAAACCUUUGUCAUCGAAGGUCCAGCUUCCGAGAAGAAUUUGGGUUUCCUGCCUAUGGGAGACAUGAGAUUAUACAAGGAAGAUAUGUCUGAUGAGGAUGAGGAAAGAUAUGCGUUUCAGGAAAAUGGGAGAGAUUCAGUUUACGAAGGAAGCUCGUCUUCUUCUAAUCCAAGUGAUACGGAUGGCUCAUCUGAAAGUGAUGAUUUGGGGGAAAUUCUGUCCGAUACUGGGUUUGAUGAAGAGGUGGCAGAAGAUUACUUGGAGAGAGUUGGAAGAAACUAUGAGUUUCUGAAUUCCAAGUGGUUAGUUGAUCAGGCUCUGGGUGUUUCAGAUAUUGAUAGCUCAUUCAGAAGUAACAGUGAUGAGAGUUCAGAAAUGUUGGAAGGGCGUGCCCUGCAGAAUGCGUCUCAGGAAUAUGGUAUGAAGAAGCCAAGAUCAAAGGUUUUUCCCAGCAGCCCUACAGCAGUGAAUGAUGGGUCACUGGUUCUGGAUGAUAUUUUAUUAGUUAAGGAACCAAAGGCAGUUUCAGGUAAGAAGAAGCAAGCUAUUUGGCUUCCUCGGUCUUGGCUUUCUGAGGGCCAGAAGAAUAGAAAUUUCAGAAAUGGUCCAGGUGCAAAAAAGAAACAUAGAAAGGAAACAAUUUCUUUAAAGCGUCGGGCAAGAAUGAUGCACCGUGGUGUUGAUCUUGAGCAAAUAAAUUCAAAACUAGAACAGAUGGUUCUGAAUGAGGUAGAUGUUUUAUCAUUCCAACCCAUGAAUUCCCAUGAUUGUUCUCGGGUACAACGGCUGGCAUCAAUUUACCACUUACAAAGUGGUUGCCAAGGUUCUGGAAAGAAGAGAUUUGUCACGGUGACACGAACUGGACAUACCUGCUUGCCUUCUUCAGCUGAUAAACCCUGCUUAGAGAAGCUGCUUACAGCCGGGAAUGAGCAUGGUAAUUCUGCAGUCAAAACUAAGACAAAAUCUCUAUCUGAAGAGAGAAGCAGAACUAAAAAAGUCAAGAAGCUGAGUGGGUUGAAUCCACCAGGAUCAGACCAGUCUGUUCCAAGGAAGUCAUCAAAGAACUCGGCCAAUCACCGGUGCAACAGCAAAUCGGGUGGGAGGAAGCAUUCUGGCAAGCAGAGCCCCAUGUAUGCCAAUCAGCCAGUGUUGUUCGUCUCGAGUGGCAUUAUGCAUGCUGAUGUCCAGGAGGACAUGAGAACCCCUGAUUCAAAUAAGAACUGCAGCACUGAUCCUGAAAACAGAGUGAUCUCAAGCUCCUCCAAAUUGGGUGCAUUUGAGAUGCAUACAAAGGGAUUUGGAUCAAAGAUGAUGGCCAAGAUGGGGUUUGUGGAAGGGGGAGGGCUAGGAAGAGAUGGCCAAGGGAUGGUGGAACCCCUUGAAGCUAUUAAAUGGCCCAAGUCACUUGGAUUGGGUGUUAAAUUCUCCAAAGCCAUUGGGACUGCUAGAUCCCAACCUGAAAGAAUUGGUGCUUUUGAGAAGCACACAAAAGGGUCUGGAUCAAGAAUGAUGGAAAGGAUGGGUUUUGUGGAGGGAAUGGGCUUGGGCAGAGAUUCACAAGGUAUUGUCACUCCAUUAGUUGCAGUCAGGCUUCCAAAAUCACGAGGACUGGGUGCAAAUGCAUAGAUGUUACUUCUGAAUAAUCUCAUUGUUUAUGACUGGAAUAAUUCUUUAGUUCUUUGCAGUCUACAUUAUUUGUACAUGAAUAUCGGCAAUCCCACUAUCAUAAUGGCAAUUUACU